Molecule: messenger RNA, 1633 nt
Organism: Diabrotica virgifera virgifera (western corn rootworm)
Lineage: Eukaryota; Metazoa; Arthropoda; Insecta; Coleoptera; Chrysomelidae
Product: gastrula zinc finger protein XlCGF57.1-like
Exons: 2
Coding region: 136-1545 (469 amino acids)
Biological process (GO): regulation of transcription by RNA polymerase II
Cellular component (GO): nucleus
Molecular function (GO): DNA-binding transcription factor activity; RNA polymerase II cis-regulatory region sequence-specific DNA binding; zinc ion binding
Source: RefSeq, a predicted model, not a curated record
CAAUGUCAAAUAGCCAUUUUCGUUGUUUGUUGUGUACUUGGUACUCUUGAUAAAAGACCAAAUUUACACUAUAAAAUUCUAACAAAAUUUGAAUCUGAAGGAGGGAAACCUCCAGAAAUUUAUUAACUCAAAAAUAUGGAGGAAAAUAAAGAAGAUACUAUACUAGACAUAUCCCACACGGAACUAAUGGAGAUUAUAAGCGUUAAUGAAAUAUGCAGACUAUGUGCCAAUCAACAGGAAAAACUAAUUGGAAUAUAUACUCCUGAUGGCGAAAACAAUGACCUGGCCUCUAAAAUGAACUCAUACCUUCCAAUAAAAGUGGACAAAACUGAUGAUUUACCCCUUCAAUGCUGUUGGCAAUGUGCUUCCACUGUUUUAGCUUGGCAUGAAUUAUUUUUAACCAGUAUAGAAGCAGAUAGAAGACUCAGAAGUUAUCAGUUUGUCACAGAGAAACAAAUAUCGGAAACAAUCGGGACUAAUACUGACAUAAGUUUGGAAGAAGUAACGAAGCCUAUCGAAGAAGUAAAGUUGCCGAUAUUAAAUAAAUAUGAAGAAAACGAUCCAGUAUUUAUUAACAAAUCAGAAAUGAGCGAUUAUUCAGAUAAUAUCGGUGAAUAUAUCGGCCUCCAGCAAGAAUAUUUGCCACUUGACGAAAUAUGCGAAUCUACAGACAAAGAAUUAAACGAAGACGAAAAGAUAAUUGACGUAAGUGAUGAAGAAGACGAUCCUUUAACAACCAAGGAAGCAGGAGAUAUUUGCUAUGGCUGUCAAACUUGUCAAAUGAUAUUUUUAUCUGAGCCCGAAAUGCAAAAACACAUAGCUCAAACUCAUCCAAUAGAAGAAAAAUGUGAUAAUAAUGAUAAAGUUGAAUUAAAGAAAUCAAGAAAGAAGAAUGCUAAACUAGACCAAGAAAUGGUAAAUGCAGCAAAGAUAGUUGUAGAUGGUAAGGUGUACUAUAAUUGCAAAGAAUGUGGUAGAUGUCUUUAUUCUCCAUAUACCUAUAUUUGGCAUGUUAGGAUCCACACAGGAGAGCGACCCCAUUCUUGUCAUCUAUGUGGUAAAUGUUUUAGAGUAUCCCAAGGUCUAGUUAGGCAUCUUAAAGAAACUCAUGAAGGUAUUAAAAAUUUUCCUUGUGAUAUUUGUGGGAGAAUGUUUGCUACCAGAAGAAAUGCUGAUGAACACAGAAGAAUCCAUACUAACGAAAGACCAUACGUUUGUGACUUGUGUGGGAAAUCUUUUAAGCAGAAAGCUUCUCUCUUUGUGCAUAACCGAUCACACAAUGACGUAUUUCCGUUUAAAUGUACUUACUGUAAUCAAACAUUCAGGACGAGGCCACCUAUGCUGGUCCACAUAACAAAGCAUACAGGAGAAAAGCCAUAUCCGUGUGAAAUCUGUGGUAGAAGAUUUAGAAUAAAAUAUGAAUUAAAGCGGCAUAGAUUAAUACAUUCUGAUGAGAAACCGUUUAGCUGUGAGCUGUGUGGAUUGAAAUUUAAACAAAAACGAUAUUUAAAGAAUCACAUUAAGUUAAACCAUGCUAACAGUUAAAAUAUUUCACUUUGUGAAGUCUUAUUUGUAGAAUGAAAUCAUUUUUCAAUGCAAUUCUAAUAAUAAAGUUAUAUUAUGCUCUCUGUAA